AAUUACCGUCAUGACACCUGUCAUCUCUGACUGCUGCUACAGCUGUGAUCGGGGCAUGUCACAUAAGUCAGUGUAGGUAUGUUGAACUUGUUUCCUGCUUUUCCAUCAUUCCGUCACUGCAAGUUUAAAAGCUGAGAAAACUUCAAAUCAAAUAAGUAAUUUAAAGUCUUCAUUAAUUUUAGGAAGUUGUGGAGGAUGUCACUGUGAGGAUUUCUCAACAAACUGCUUUUUGACUUGUGGACGAUUCAGACAAUCACUUCAGAGGAACACACGCCGAGGGGUGAGUUAAAUAUGGAAAAAGGCAAUAACAAAAAAAAACUUAAAUAUUAAAAAUAUUACAAGCUGGACAGUUAUUUUCAGAAAUAGAGCAACAGAAAUAUAGUAUUUUCCAUUUUUUAUACUUAAAGAUACAGGCCAAUGCAAAGACUUCGUCAAUCAUCUGUAACAGUUUUGUCAUACUAGAGAUGCCAUUGCAGCCUAAUGUACAAAAUGUACUUGAUGUACUCUUGCACAACUUGGGAAUGCUUGGCUGUAAAAAAAAAAAAAGAAAAAUGUUGCAAUAUAGGUGUUUCUAUCCCCUGCUGUAAAAGUGGACCUCAAGUCCAAGUCAACCAUAAAAACUAUGGAAACUUAAAGCAGAAAUACAUUUGUUUUCUUUAUUUACCCAGUAGAUAUUGAGUUCAUUUUAACUGUUUUCUCAAAAUCUCCACCCAACAACUCAUAUCCUCCAAAAUGCAAAAGCACAAAAAAAUCUCAAGAAACAAGAUAAAUCAACCCAUUAAAAGAAGAAAAAAAGAAAACGAGUCUAACAAAAUAAUAAAGAUAAUAAUAAUAAUCAUAAUAACAAGUUCACCUUGACAAAGAAAAAAAAAGAAAUUAACAUGUUAAAUUAUUCAAGGCUAAAUUGAAUGAUCUGUUUCUUAUUUGUUUGACUGUCUUACCUGGAAAAAAGUGAAUGUUCAAAAUAUCAUUAUGGGUCUCUAAUAUUAUCUUCAAUUAUUAUUUUAACAGAUGGAGAAAGCACCUCGGCCAACACUGUUUGACUUCCAUGGGGUCUCAAUGACUAAAUAUUUCACAGAAAACUGGGAAAACACACAAAAUGUCGAAGCCAGGCCAGAUGAUAUCCUCGUAGCCACCUACCCUAAAGCAGGUGAGAUUCUUUGAGAAACUUCAUCUUGGUUUAUUCUAAAUCAUUUAAUGUUGAUUGUACUGGAUUGUUAUACCUUUUUGUUCAAACAUCAGUCUGCUGAACCAUAUGCUUGUAUUUACUCUCAGGAACCACAUGGGUGUCUUACAUUCUGGAUCUUCUUCAUUUUGGGCGGAUAUGUCCAGAGCGUCAGGAGUCCAUUCCUAUUCACGCGAGAGUGCCAUUCCUGGAGUACGGCAUAAAGUCUCAAAUCACAGGUUAAAUCAUGUCUUAAAAAUGAUUGAAAAAACCUUGUUUGCAUUAGGCAGCUGGUGCAAGAUCUGUGACACAACUAUGUUUUAAAACUGUACACUUUGGAGUUGAGGCCAAAGGCACAUGUGUGAUAGUCAUGCUGUUUCAUCAACCUGUCAGCUGAAGGGAUGAUUGUGGCAGAGUCAAACAGCAUUAGAGAGAAAUGACACUUCUAUGCAUAAAAAAUCUUGCAGGUGUUUGCUUUCUGCUUUUCAAAAAACAAGUGAAAACUUGACACAACUCCUGUACUUCACCACUAUCCUUUUCUUGAGAUUUCUGUGCAUGUUUUACUAUUUUAAGGUUUAAUCUACACACAAUGUACAAAGUCCUGAAACAGGACUCUGUACCUUUCAGCCACAGAUCAGUUUUGUUUGCAUACCUAGGACAUAAAGGAAGCUCAGAUUCAUCUUUCUUUAGCAGCAGGAAACUCUACUUUGUGUUUUUAAUGUGAUCAUGCACUUAUAGCACAGGACCAGUCCAAAAAAAGAGCACCUUGAGAAGUGAAGUGAUGAAUAGUUUUGACAGGUGUACUUGGUGACACUGUUUUGAAUGAUAAAGCCGGUGUUUGUGCAGUAAUGUUAAACUGAUUAAGCUUGUAUUGUUUGAUGGUAUUCAAACAGGUAUAAUUUGGAGCUAAUGAUCAAUGCUUCUGAUUUUAAAGGUAAGGACUUGGUGGAUCAACUGCCCACCUCUCCUCGUCUCAUUAAAACUCAUCUACCAGUUCAGUUUAUACCCAAGUCCUUCUGGGAGCAGAACUGCAGGGUAAUACCUAAAUACAUACAGUUAGUCAACAUGUGAUAUCUAUGAAUUUUGAAGUCUACACAAUGCAUUCUAUUCAGUGUUUUCUCUUUGUGUAGAUAGUGUAUGUCGCUCGUAACGCAAAGGACUGCGCUGUGUCAUAUUUCCAUUUUGGUCGGAUGAACAGUAUCCAGCCAGAGCCUGGGGACUGGAACACAUUCCUGCGUGAUUUCAUGGAGGGAAAAGGUGAGUUUGUGCAGAUAAAGUUGUUCAGGUUGCACUGAUACUAUGGCUGUAGUCUUUGUCACUGUGGUUGCUGGUUUGACUUCCAGCCACCACCUUCUGCUGUUUGUUAUCCUCCACUCUCUAAUCCCAACAUCUCUUGCCUUCCUGUUGUCCUGAUGAAGGAAAAAAAAUCCCUGAAAACAAACAAAAAAAAAAAAACAGAUUAAAAAAGAUAAUAAUGAGAAAAUAUUCACCCUCAAGGUCCUCUAACACCUAUUAUUUGAUCUCAGUGGUGUUCGGGUCCUGGUUUGACCAUGUGACUGGCUGGUGGGAGAAGAAACAGACUCACCCACAGGUUCUCUACCUGUUCUAUGAAGAUCUGAUCGAGGUGAGCUCAGCUACCUUCAAUGGCUCUUUAAAAAGUAAUUACUUCAUACUUUUACUUUAACUGACUUAGAAAAUAAAGCCUUUACUUUUUGUCAUUUAUGGAAACAUUUCUGUUGGAUGCUUCUUUGUAUGUUCAGUAUGGUGGUAAGCUUAGGGUGGCAUAAAGGUGGGAACCAUAAAGAAAUAUUGAGUCUAAAUCCUCCUGGGAGUUGCAAAAACUGAAACUCAAGAAAGUUAAGCUUGAAAAGUAGGUUUUAGGAAACUGGGUAAGGGAGGACAUCUAGUGGACUAUUUCAGAAUUGCAGAUAAAAAAAGUUCUGAAGUUGUUUUUCUACAGUUGGGUUUGAUUGUAAACUUUUCCUGUACAAAUUUCAGAUCUCUAUCAUAUUUCUUACUUUAUUCUCUAAAAGAACUGAAUGUCAUUUUGUCAUGUAACCAAAUCAGUGCGCUAAAGAGCUGUUCUAAUACAAGUAUUACGACCUUUAUCAUACUAAUUUCAUUGACCACUUUAUAGGGGAGAGUGGGGUAAGAUGAGCCAUUUCUCAUAUUUUGGAUCACUACAUCGAGGCAAUCAUAGUUUUGUCUCUAACUAGUGAAUCUGCAUAUAUUUCAAGAUGUUGUGCAUCCCUGCAAACCAACAAAAUGAGUGUAAACAUAACUGUCUUGAUAAUAUAGCAUGACAUAAAAGUGAAGAAGAAACUGGGGGUGGCUAAACUUACCCUUCGGCUCAACUUACCCCACUCUCCCCUAUAUUUCAUAUUGUCUCUUAAAACUGAUGCAGAGUUUUUAACAUUUUUCGCAGGACACCAGACGGGAAAUAGAUCGACUCUGCUCCUUCCUAGAUUUGUCUCUGUCAGUGGAGGAGAAACAACAUGUCGUCAACAGAGUGAAGUUUGAUAACAUGAAACAUAACAAAAUGACUAACUACUCCACUGUGCCACUCAUGGACCAGAAGGUGUCUCCUUUCAUGCGAAAAGGUAGGCUACAACUGUUCACUGGGACUUGUAGUUCAGUUUAUCAUGUUAUUUUUUAUCACCUGAGUGAUCCUGUUUGUUUCUCAAGGAAAAGUUGGUGACUGGAGGAAUCAUUUCACUGUGGCCCAAGAUGAAGAGUUCAAUGAAUACUACAAGCAGAAAAUGAAGAAUUCCACGCUGCAGUUUCGAACUGUAUAAUAACUAAGUUUGCGCCUUAAACCAUUUUUAAUGUUAUACUGUCAUUUCCACUGUGGGAGAAGUGACAGUGACAGUCCAUGAAAAUCAGUGCAAAAUAAUUUGGAAUCAAUUUUAGAGUCACAUUUUAUUGUCAAAUUAAAUUUAGCCUCAGGUUAAAGAAAUAAAGUUUUACACAAAUUGAUUGCUUCUUUUUAGAUUCUUUUGGGGGCAUUGUGUCAAAUACUUGAUUUUAAUUGGUCAAAUAAAUAAUCACGCAUAUCACACAUAUAAUGUAUUCGUCUGCAGACAUUAAUUACAUCAAAUCUAAUGAUUUUUUUUACAAUUUUACGUCUAACUGUGACAAAAAUGUUUCCUUCCUUCGUGGAGAAUACUUAUAUAACUACACUCAGCACUCAAAAACAACAGGAGGUUAUUUUUCUGUUUUUUUUGAAAAGCCCAGUCUUUGAGUUUGAAAUGACUUUUAUGCCAAAAUGUUGUCACGCUAUCCCUCAAACCCUGCCCUCUUAUUAAAAUGUCUCCCGUCUUUUUUGUUAUGUUUUUCAUUUAUGUCUUUUGUUAGUUUCUCAUUAUAGUUUAUCAAACAGCUUCUUUUGUGUUUCUGCCCAAGUCUUCCAUGUCUUUGUGUAUUUGUCCUUACUUUGUGUUCCACUUUUAUUUUUUUCACCUUUGUUUUGUUAUUCUCCCCAUGUGUCCUCACUCUCCCUGCUCCCCCCCCCCCCCCCCUUUCUGCAUGAGUUUGAUGUGUCAGCUUUCCUUGUACGGUUUCCUCAUGGCUCUUCCUGUUUACCUUUAGACUUUUUGUUUUCAUUGGGUGGUUACUCUAGACUUUGUCAGAGUGGGCCUUUCCUUUGUUUAAUUUUGUUCAAUGAUUUUGGCUUCAAGUCUGCGUGG
This is a messenger RNA of Xyrichtys novacula (pearly razorfish), 4851 nucleotides long. The record is from the annotation of a GenBank genome assembly. NCBI's taxonomy places the organism in Eukaryota, Metazoa, Chordata, Actinopteri, Labriformes, Labridae.